Messenger RNA from Eupeodes corollae, 2297 nucleotides. Its product is annotated as facilitated trehalose transporter Tret1. Gene Ontology annotation, biological process: transmembrane transport; carbohydrate transport. The transcript has 7 exons. Gene Ontology annotation, molecular function: sugar transmembrane transporter activity. NCBI's taxonomy places the organism in Eukaryota, Metazoa, Arthropoda, Insecta, Diptera, Syrphidae. The record is from RefSeq and is a predicted model, not a curated record. Bases 395 to 1999 code for a protein of 534 amino acids. Gene Ontology annotation, cellular component: membrane.
CUAUCGAGCAGAGUGUCCCUGUUGAGAUUUUCGAAAAGAUGCAGUCUUUGUAAAUAUUUCGAAGAAUUCGGACGUUUUUUUGAAGAAAAAAGAACUGAAAAUUGACUUGAAUUUUCGAAAGGAUUUUCGAUUCUGUUAAGUGAAAAUAUAGUUUUCCCAAAAAGGGAUUCAAUUCCCGACACGGAUAAACUCAAAAUAUUUGUCGGAAAUUGUGUCGAAAAACAUAGUUGAAAAAUAAAAACACAAAAAACGCAAAUUUUAAAUAUCGCAGUGUGGAUAUUUAAAUUUAUUGGUGUGACCUCUAAAAGUGAUUUUGAAAAAACAGAAAAACAGAAAAUUAUUUUCAUCGUUAUAUAAUAAUUGUUCUUGAAAACAAUUCUGAAAAUAAUAAAAUAUGGAUUCUGAUAAAGUUGUCAAAGCCAUGGCCCGCUGGUGGCAGAGAGACAAAUACGAAUUAGAACUAGAGGGCGCGGCACACCAUCGAGGUUUAUUCAAACCAUCUUCAACUUCAAGAUCGUCGUCGUUGACAGGAAGGAGACAUACAGUGAGCCAAGAAGAUGCUGAUCAAAAUGCUAGAAAUCCAAUGCUGUAUGAUCCUCUUUCUGAUGGAGCUGUUAGGACAUCAACAAAAAUGCAGUAUGUUGCUGCUUUGGUUGUGUGUCUUGGUGCUGUAUCCGCUGGAACCGCCUUAGCUUGGACAUCUCCUGUUCUACCACAAAUAAGUGUUGAUCCAACAAUUAAUAUAACUGCAAAUUCAACGAACAGUGAUGAGCUUCGAUUAACUGUUGGUGAACAGACUUGGGUGAGUUCCCUCCUGGCUAUUGGUGCCUUUCUAGCGGCUCUACCUACAGGUUACAUUGCUGAUGCUAUUGGACGGAAAUACACAGCUCUUCUGAUGGAUGUGCCAUUUAUUGUUGCAUGGAUAAUGACAAUCUUUGCAAAAUCAGCUGGAAUGUUGUGUUUGGCUCGUUUCCUUAUUGGAAUCUCUACUGGAAGCUUCUGUGUUGUGGCUCCAAUGUACAUCUCCGAAAUUGCAGAAACGUCAAUUCGUGGAUCUUUGGGAACACUGUUUCAACUUACCCUAAGUUGUGGAAUUCUUAUGGUCUAUUUGGUCGGUGCAGCGGUUUCUUGGAAAGCUUUGAGUGUCUUCUGUCUGUGUAUCCCGAUAGGUCUGUUUAUUGGAAUGUGCUUCCUGCCUGAAACUCCAGUUUAUCUGCUCAAAAAAGGUCGACGCGGCGAUGCAGCUCUCUCUCUGAAAUGGCUCUGGGGUCGUUACUGUGAUUCUCGAUCGGCCAUCCAGAUUAUUCAAACCGACUUGGACUCUGCCGGCAGUGAUGCCUCAUUCAUGGAUGUCUUCAGGAAUAGGGCCGCCAAGAACGCCCUCAUCAUUUCAAUGCUCCUCAUGUUCUUCCAACAAUUUUCCGGCGUCAAUGCUGUCAUCUUCUAUACGGUGCCCAUUUUCAAGUCUGCCGGAAGUACCCUCAAUCCAUCGGCGUGCAGUAUCAUUGUGGGAAUAGUUCAAGUCAGCAUGACUCUUGCAUCCUCAUUCCUGAUCGAGAGAGCAGGCCGUAAAAUUCUGCUGAUCUUCAGCAGUAUUUGCCAAUUAAUUUGUUUGACAGUUCUCGGCAUCUACUUCGACAUGAAGGACAGCGGCAAAGACGUCAGCGAAAUUGGAUGGUUGCCAUUGUUGUCGGUUGUGUUGUUCAUGGUCACCUUCUCGCUGGGUUAUGGUCCCAUUCCUUGGCUAAUGAUGGGUGAACUCUUCCCGCCAGAUGUCAAGGCCACUGCGGUUGCGUUGACAGUUAUGUCAAAUUGGUUCUCAGUAUUCAUGGUCACAAAAUGUUUCGGCUCAAUGGUGGAGGCCUUAGGAUCAGAUGUCACUUUCUGGUUCUUUGCAUUUUGUAUGUUUUCAGCAACACUUUACGUCUUUUUCAUGGUGUUCGAAACUAAGGGAAAGAGUUCGGCACAAAUUCAAAUGCUGCUUGGCGCCGAAAAAUGAGAGGUUUUUUCAAAAUUAUGUAAAUUAUAAGGUUUUAAAAUGUUUAUGUUCGAUAAGUUUGAUGAAAGAGUAGAAAGGAAAUUAUUUUUAUUUAAAUGUGUCAGGUCAGUAGGAUCCUAUAUAUUUUUAUUGUAUUAUGUAUUAAUUAUUGUAAUUUAUUGUAAAUUAAUAAAUUGAAUAAAAUAAUAUAUAAUUAACUGCAUACAUAUAAACCUAAAAACUAUUGUGUAUACAUUCAUGAAAUGUAAAAAGAAAUAUUUCAUAGACUGAUAAACAUGAGAAAUUAUUAAAUUUAUUU